This is a messenger RNA of Clupea harengus (Atlantic herring), 5841 nucleotides long. It is a transcript of the gene tbc1d4, whose product is annotated as TBC1 domain family, member 4. NCBI's taxonomy places the organism in Eukaryota, Metazoa, Chordata, Actinopteri, Clupeiformes, Clupeidae. The transcript has 20 exons. The coding region runs from base 735 to 4511 and encodes 1258 amino acids. The record is from RefSeq and is a predicted model, not a curated record.
CAUGCGAUCGGGUGGGACUCCUAUCACGUAGCUUCAGACACUCCUCCCGCAGCAACAGAACGGAUAGAACCGUGCCCGUGCUGUCUGCGGAGAAUAAUUUCGGAGUAAAGUCAGAAUGCAGACAACAACGUGAGAGGACAAGGAGUCGAAGGAUAUAUAUAUAGCCAGAGGUCGCCCUUUGUGUCCAAACGAAACGGCAGUGUCUGGAGAGACAGGGAGAGAUCGCUACUUUUCAAGUCUGAUGAUCUCCCAAUGUCGAUUUUGUGUUUACACUCGAGGCUGCAAACGCCACGUUUUAGCACGUUGCAAACUUCAUUGCAUGUGCGGUGCGGCCCUUGCUAACUAAUAGACCUUUCAGCGGAUUCUUUUUACAUGUAUUGUUUUUUUUUUCACAAUAUCUUUAAGUAAACUCAGGUAAUGGCUCAGAUAUCAAAUAAACAAAUAGUGCAACUGUCUUGUGGGCAGCACGGGUGUUUAUCCUUUAUUUUUCAACAACACGAGGGACGCGUCGUCCGGGCGCAUUUUCUGCAAUAACUUUUGCCCCAAACAAAAGAUUUUGACGGCAAAUUGAGAAUGGGGCGUGAAUGUCAGCGACUCAGCAACCAGCCACGCGUUGUUUUGUUGAAUGUUUGAUUUUUGCAUUGUUAUUCAUUGUUGAAUGUAUUCGCGGUUGAAGUAUUGGAAAGCCACAGUAACGUCUCGAACGUUUUAUUCACAUCUACAGCUGAAUACAGAUGGAAGGUCAGGAUGACAAAGGGAAUAAUCUGUCGAAGCCAGAUAAGAGGUUUUCGCUCUGGUACAUGGGGUGGUCUUCCCUUGACAGAAGGACUACGCUUCCUAUGCUACCAUGGCUGGUGGCUGAAAUCCGGAGGAAAAGUGAGAAGAACGAAUCGGGUCCCGGACAAGCCAGAGAAGUUAUUUUGACUCUCAUGCCACCUCUUAUCCGAUGUGUGCCUGCAAACAGCAACAACGCCUCUGUGUUUAUAUUCGAGCACAAAGCGCAGUAUAUAUCACGGUUCAUCCACAACAGCCAUGACCUCACCUACUUUGCUUACCUUAUCCGGAGUCAGCCCGACAACCCCGAGUCUGAGAUGGCAUGCCAUGUCUUCAAGGCUUGUGACCCAAACCAGGUUCCUGGGGUGAUCAGCAGCAUCAGGCAGGUGUCUAAGGUGGCCUUGAAAGGGGACACCAAGCCCAAACAAGAUGGCUACGACGAGUCCUUCUACAACUCACAGAAAUUUGAGGUGCUUUACCGCGGCAAGGUCAUGGUGGCGCAGAAAAAGGCGCCCCCCACGCUGGUGGACGACUGCAUCGACAAGUUCCGCCAGCACGAGGUGGACCGCAAGCGACUGCGUCUGCUCAACGGCCAGCGCGGCUCCACAGAGAACGCCCCCGUGGAGUUCAUCGUCGGGGGCGACGACCCCCAGGCCGCCUCCUUAAGCGAGAGCCCGGAGGCCGACUGCGUGGUGGAGGAGGAGGAGGCGCAGGAGGAGGAGGUGGUGGUCAGUGACCCCCUGGGCGGGGGUGCAGUUUUUGGGCUGAGCAGCAGCGCUAGCGUGGGCAGCAUGCGCAACGCCUUCCCCGAGUGCAUCCUGGAGGACUCCGGCUUUGGGGAGCAGGAGGGCCCCAGGGAGGUGCGUGUGCGCUGCAACAGCAUGGCGGGGAGCCUGCAGAGGAAGUCCCGUGAAGCGGCCAUGAAGGCGGCCACGGGGCGCCGGCGCCACGCUAGCGCGCCCAAUCACGUGCAGCCGUCCGACGCCGACAAGAACCGCACCAUGCUCUUCCAGGUCGGCCGCUUUGAGGUAAACCUCAUCAGUCCAGACAGCAAGACGGUUGUGCUGGAGAAGAACUUCAAAGACAUUUCCUCUUGCUCUCAGGGUAUCAAACAGAACGAUCAUUUUGGCCUCAUCUGUCGCGAGCAAGGGGAGUCUGGUCCCAGCCAGUACUUGUGCUACGUCUUCCAGUGCGCCAGCGACUCUCUGGUGGAUGAGGUGAUGUUGACGGUGAAACAGGCCUUCAGUACAGCGGCCGCUCUGCGGAAUGAUAAGACGCAGGUCAAACUUUGCGAGGCCUGCCCCAUGCACGACCUGCACAAGCUCUGCGAGAGGAUAGAGGGUCUGUACCCACCGCGGGCGAAGCUGGCCAUCCAGAAGUAUCUCUCCGAGCUCUUGGAUAAUGAGCAGGUGGACAUUUUUGAGCGCGUUCAGAGGAUGAAGCCGGGUUCAGAUCAGGAGGAGAAUGAGCUGGUGAUUCUGCAUCUGAGACAGCUGUGUGAGAACAAGCAGAAAUCCCAUGUCCACAUUGGAGAGGCCCCUCAGAAUGCGCCAAGCAGCAGUGCAGCCGCAGACAGCUCCUCCAUGGGCCGCUCCAAACUGGACCUCCUGAAGAACAAGGCCCGCACCUCCCUGACCAGCUCCCUGGAGAACAUCUUCUCCCGGGGGGCCAACCGCAUGCGUGGCCGGCUGGGGAGCAUGGGCAACAUGAGCAGCUUCGAGCGGCAGGACGAGUCUCCCGGACACUCCCCUCCAGGAACGCCGCCUAGUUACCUUGACGACGACCCUGAGGCUCCACCCUUCCGUCGCCGUGCCCACACUUUUAGCCACCCUCCCGUCAAGAAGAAGAUCUCCUUCACCGACUCCCAGGCCCCCAAGGCUCCUCUCCGCCGGCAGCAGUCCUUAGCCCCGGAGCUCCUCCAGAGCAGCCCGGUGUUCAUCCCCAGAAAGCGCAGUGUGUCAGAGAGCGAGUCCACCUUCAGCCUCCCUCCUUCCUUCUCCACUCCCAGUUUCCUGAAAAGUUUUUACCAGGGCUCGUUGGGCUCUCUCGGGUCCUUCUCCGACCUCGGGACCCUCAAGAGUAAUGGAGAGGGCCGGAAGAGGACCCUGUCAGGCUGCAGCAAUGACUCCCUGAUUACGCUCACACACACCCCGCGCAGAGUGUCCUGGCGUCAAAAGAUCUUCCUGAGUGUGGCUUCGCCCCUCAACAAACCCCAGGGCUCCAUUCACGGCCCAGAUAUGGACGCCCGGGACCUGCUUCCUCUGUCCCCCCGUGCCUUACAGCAGGACCCCCUGUCCCGCAUGCUGUCCCCAGACCAGGAGCCCUCCACAGGGGAGAGCGGGAGCCGAAGCCCAGCUGAGUACAGGUCCCUGUGGAGGAAAGCCAUCCACCAGCAGAUCCUGCUGCUACGGAUGGAGAAGGAGAACCAGCGCCUGGAGGCCAGCAGAGAUGAGCUGCACAUUCGCAAGAUGAAACUGGACUACCAGGAAGUGGGCCAAGACUCCAAGGACAUCCAGGCCUUCUGGGAGAAGAAGAUGAGCGUCCCCUGCAGGGCCAAGGUCCAGUGGGACAAGGAGGAGCUCCAGACGUUCCUCAGCCAGGGCGUCCCUAAGAGCCGCCGUGGUGAGGUGUGGCUGGCCCUGUGCCAGCAGCACCGCCUGAAACAACGCCUCCCGUCCCGCCAGCAGCCCCCGGACACGCCCUACCAGGACCUGCUCAAGCAGCUCACCACCCAGCAGCACGCCAUCCUCGUCGACCUGGGCCGGACCUUCCCUACGCACUCAUACUUCAGCACGCAGUUGGGUGCAGGCCAGCUGUCCCUGUACAACCUGCUGAAGGCCUACUCCCUGCUGGACACGGAGGUGGGCUACUGCCAGGGCAUCAGCUUCGUGGCCGGGGUGCUACUGCUGCACAUGAGCGAGGAGCAGGCCUUCGACAUGCUCAAGUUCCUCAUGUACGACCUGGGCUUCCGUCGACAGUACCGUCCCGACAUGAUCUCACUGCAGAUUCAGAUGUACCAGUUGUCGCGGCUGCUGCAUGACUACCACCGGGAACUCUACAACCACCUGGAGGAGCAGGAGAUCUGCCCCAGCCUGUACGCCGCGCCCUGGUUCCUCACGCUCUUCGCCUCCCAGUUCCCCCUCGGCUUCGUCGCCCGUAUCCUCGACCUGCUGUUUGUGCAGGGUACAGAGGUGAUCUUUAAGGUGGCUCUGUGUCUGCUGAGCAGUCACGAGGGGGAGAUCGUGGAGUGCGAUAGCUUCGAGACCAUCGUGGACUACCUGAAGACCAGCCUGCCCUCCCUCAGCCAGGCCCAGAUGGAGCACACCAUCUCCAAAAUAUCUGAGAUGGACAUCUCUAAGCAGCUGCAUGCGUAUGAGGUGGAGUACCACGUCCUGCAGGAUGAGAUGGUGGACGCCCCCACACCCUCAGAGGACUCUGACCGGCUGGACAAGCUGGAAAAGUCCAAUGUCCAGCUCAAGAAACAGAACAUGGACCUGCUAGAGAAACUCCAGGCGGCGCGGGUGAAGAUCCAGAGCCUGGAAGUGAACAUGGAGAACUUUCUGUCCCGCGAGAGCAAGAUGAAGCACCUGAUUCGCUCGCUGGAGCAGGAGAAGGCGUCCCACCAGAAGACCAUCGAGCGCAUGCGCAGCAGCCUGCCCGCCGACGCCACCGCCGACGUGGAGCUGACCCACAUCAAGCCCAACGGCAAAGCCAAGGCCCCAGGCAAGAAGCCGUGAGGGGGGACGGAGAGCCACCAAGCCAGGAGGAGCGUGUGUGUUUGUGCGGGCAUGGUGGUGGUGGUGGUGGUCGGGAGAGAGAGGGAGAGAGAGGGAGGGAGGGAGUGAGGGGGGAAAGAGAGAUUGAGGGAGUGGGGGGGGGGUGAGCUGGAACCGAGUGGGUUUGAUUGGUUGUGUGGGAGGUUUGGCAGGUUCUCUGGUGCUGUCUCCCCUGUCACAGAGCUCUCGAGCUCCACUCCUCUAUCUCUUUCCAUCCAUCCAUCUCUCUCUCUCUGUCUUUCUCACUCCAUCUCUCUCUCUCUCUCUCUCUCUCACACACACACACUCCUCUCUCUGUCUUUCUCUCUCCCUCCUUCCCUAUCUCUCCAUGCUUUUGGCUUUUGCACUGUCUAUUUUUCUCUUCCUCACUUGUUCGUUCUCUCUCCCCCCUUGACUGGAUGAGUUGAGGUGUGUGGAUGGCGGAGGUGAAGGUGUUGGAAGACACUUACUCAGUGUGGAGGUGUUGUCUCCAUCUCUUUCUCUCAUUCCUCUCUUCUGAUCCUCAGAGAAAUUCUCUCUCUCCUUCUUGGGCCGUCUUCUUCCUCCUCCUCCAGAGCCUCUUCACCUGCCACACACACACAGCUCCUCUUCCUCUUCCUCCGUUUCUCAUUUCUUAGUUGACAUUGGAGCUGGGCAUCCAUUGCCUCCAGCUGAAAGGACAGAUCUCACUUUAUUCAAAAAUACUUGAAAAUGAUGUGAAUGUUUUAUUUUUUUUUCCUUUUCCCAAAGAUGGACAGUGAUCGAUUUUUAUUUUUUAUUUUUAUUUUUUUAGACUGUCAGACAGUACAAAAAAAACUCUUCUGAGGGAGGAGUGGGUUUAGAGGGGAAUCACUGAAGCCUUUUGCUCUCUCUCUGAAUGCUGCACAGCCCAGCUUCUUGUGACUGAAGGUUGUGAUGAGGGGGACAUGAGUUACAUUGCAUUCAUUGAGGAAGGAAGAGAGAGAAAGAGAGGACCACAGGACCUACCUACCACCAUGUUGGCUCUCAGGCAAAGAGCUCCACGUGACAUUCGGUGCCGGAUGCGACUGUGGGCUUCGACUCUUGGCUUCCUGUGGGCUUGACGUAUGUGUUUUAGUGGAGCAUCUUGUGGCGCUCCCAAAGCAGAAAAAAACAUAAACUCCGAGCUAUUAGGCCAGCGCAAUCAUACAAGUAUGAUGACUGGAUAUCGUACUCAUGUCACUGAAAAAGGCAAUACACUGUUACGCUGUCUUCACACUGUAUAACGUGUGCAUGCUACAGUGUAUGCAGUUGAUUUUUUUUGUGUGUGUGUGUGUGUGUGUGUGUGUGUGUG